Messenger RNA from Phyllopteryx taeniolatus (common seadragon), 6554 nucleotides. RefSeq names its product craniofacial development protein 2-like. The record is from RefSeq and is a predicted model, not a curated record. Lineage: Eukaryota; Metazoa; Chordata; Actinopteri; Syngnathiformes; Syngnathidae. Gene Ontology annotation, biological process: chromatin remodeling. Gene Ontology annotation, molecular function: catalytic activity. The coding region runs from base 2204 to 3697 and encodes 497 amino acids. Gene Ontology annotation, cellular component: nucleus. The transcript has 2 exons.
GUUUUCUUACUUUUUACAAAGUGCAAAAUUUGUGUUGUACUAUUGUUGAAAAAUUGUGAAAUAUUUAGGGAAUUCUAGGGUACAAUAAAGUAGAGGAUAGCGAAAUGUUGAAUGUUUGUUGCCAUUAUCAUUGGUUUGUGGCACCUUUAUCUAUGGUAUAGAAGAUAUUUUAUCGACCACAUUCAGCUGGACUUUACAACAAGCGAAUCACACUUCAGUGGUGUAAUUUCAAACAUUUUUAAAGGAGACAUAAGAUGAUUUUUUUUCACAAUUUAAAAUAGCUCCUAAGUCUUAAAAUGUCUGUGGCAUGCUUUUGUCAAAAUAUGCCAAUUGUAGACAUCCAUCCAUUUUCUGAACUGCUUUUCCACACUCGGGUCACAGGUGUACUGGCGUCUAUCGUAUUUUUUCAAUAAAUUUCUCGCCAUGGUGAAAAUGGAUAAUUUUUUAGGUGGUUCUGUCUCAUGCAGGGCACCAGCCCUCAUUCAGUCCCACAUACUGCUGAGCUAAUGGCAAGUCCGGCUUUCAUUAGAUUCAUCCCACGAGCGGGUUUCUGCUGGCCUUGGCCAGCUCUGCUUGGUAGCGUGUGUUUGCGGCGGACGACUGGUGGCUUCUACUAGUGGAAACACUACCCAGAGAGUGGAAAACAAGCGAGUGCCCUUAGCCUAAAAAGCAGUUAAUGCAUUUUACAUUACACUCGGCGUAUAAUGCAUGGGCACAUGCACCCCGAACACAACCACAACAACAACACAAGAUGCAUAAACACAGUCUUGCGCCACUUGAGCUGAGCCAUGGGGAUGGUGCCUUGCUCAAAGGCACCUCAAAAGUAGGCAGAAAGCAGGCGAGCAUCGCUCUCAAUUUUUUUUUCCACAGUGGGACUUGAACCACUGACCCUCCAGCUCCAAAGGGCAAGUCCUUGUAGAUGAGAUACUAACGCUAAUUUGUGCUAUCACUGCAGCGUUGCUAACCUUGUGGCUUUGACAUGAUGCAUUGGUCAAAGUAGUUGUUUCUAGAACUUUGUCCAGCCUAGCUGCCAAGUCAUUGGCUGAGAAACUGUGUGGGGGGUGGUUAUGUUAAAUUGCGGCACUGUGUGUGAAGUACAACACGACUUGCUUACAAACACAUUUUCAGAAAUUGGCAGAAAUUGUAUCAUUUUAUACUUGAUGGGUAGACGGAUACUCCAGAGACCCAACUAUUUGUAUGCAAAGAAUGAAAAAGAACAUUUAACCUAUGUCCCCUUUAUAGUAAAUGUUAUUGGGUUUUGUUUUUUUAGUCAAUUUAAUGUUGUUGUUGUUGCCCCCCCCCCCCCCAACACAUUUUUGGUGCCUCCUAUGGGCUUUACAGGAUCUGUUUGGGAUGAUAUAGUAAAUGACUAUUUCUCCAUCAUUGAUGUUUACAUGCACACUGACAUAGUUUGGUCUCUUCUUUAUCACACAUCUCUAUCAGGUGUGAUUUUUAAAUACAAUAGGUUCAGUUAGUUUCUCUAAAUGGGAGGUGAAGAUGAUUCUCCUUUUAGCUCCUCACCUGUGGAUUUUUCAACAAGAAAGAGGUUGUUAGAAAGAGGUUGUACGUGGUCACUAUUGGUUAACUCGUACAAGCCGAGCGGUACAAAGGGUAUCUUUACAGCUGUGUAUAUUACAUACGUGAGCUAAGUAGAUCUGCCUUGACCCUGUGGUUAUGGUGGCGCUCACUUUUACCAUGAAGGUCCUCACCGUAUUAUGGUAUGCUGAUCAAAAGAUGGUUUGAUGCGAGUGUAUUAAAUAGAUGCUGACAGAAAAUGGAUGGAUGGAUGAAAACAAAUUCUCAACUGCCCAAGCCAUUAUUUUAAAUGCUUUGAUCAACUACGUUUAUGAUGUAAAUGUUUGUACGCACAUUCUUACUUGACUGAAUAGUUUAAACUGUACUGCAUUACUUGUGGAUAAUUGGAGAUACAGCAUUAGACUAUUACAUGUUUGUUUGAUGGUGCUAUUUUUUUAAUUGUAAAAAACUAAUGAACAAAGUACACUUUUUCAGUCGUUUUUAUUCAAUAGUCAUUAGAAUAAUGCAGUUUUGGUGUUUAAAUACAUCCAUUUGAUACGUAGAUAUGGACAUUUGUCUUGUCUAAGUCUAAAAAAGAAGUACAGUCCCCUCCAAAAGUAUUGGAACAACAUGGUCAAUUCCUUUGUUUUUGUUGUAUACUGAACACAUUUGGGUUUCAGAUCAAAAGAUGAAUAUGAGACAAAAGUUCAGAAUUCCAGCUUUUAUUUCAAUGGUAUUUACAUCGAGAUGUGUAAAACGACUCAGUCGAAGUCAAAGAAGAAGAAGAAGAGGUGGAAAGUGGGUUCUUCGGCAGAAAGAGAAGAGGAAAACACAGAGCCUAGAACUGAAUGUGGGGACUUUGAAUGUUGGGACUAUGACAGGAAAAUCUCGGGAGUUGGUUGACAUGAUGAUUAGGAGAAAGGUUGAUAUAUUGUGUGUCCAGGAGACCAGGUGGAAAGGCAGUAAGGCUAGAAGUUUAGGGGCAGGGUUUAAAUUAUUUUACCAUGGUGUAGAUGGGAAGAGAAAUGGAGUUGGGGUUAUUUUAAAAGAAGAGUUGGCUAAGAAUGUCUUGGAGGUGAAAAGAGUAUCAGAUCGAGUGAUGAGGCUGAAAUUUGAAAUUGAGGGUGUUAUGUGUAAUGUGAUUAGUGGCUAUGCCCCACAGGUAGGAUGUGACCUAGAGGUGAAAGAGAAAUUCUGGAAGGAGCUAGAUGAUGUAGUUCUGAGCAUCCCAGACAGAGAGAGAGUCGUAAUUGGUGCAGAUUGUAAUGGACAUGUUGGUGAAGGUAAUAGGGGUGAUGAAGAAGUGAUGGGUAAGUACGGCAUCCAGGAAAGGAACUUGGAGGGACAGAUGGUGGUAGACUUUGCAACAAGGAUGCAAAUGGCUGUAGUGAACACUUUUUUCCAGAAGAGGCACGAACAUAGGGUGACCUACAAGAGCGGAGGUAGAAGGACACAGGUGGAUUACAUUUUGUGCAGACGAUGUAAUCUGAAGGAGGUUACCAACUGUAAGGUAGUCGUAGGGGAGAGUGUGGCUAGACAGCAUACGAUGGUGGUGUGUAAGAUGACUCUGGUGGUGGGGAGGAAAAUUAGGAAGACAAAGGCAGAGAAGAGAACCAUGUGGUGGAAGCUGAGACAGGACGAGUGUUGUGCAGCUUUUCGGGAAGAGGUGAUACAGGCUCUCGGUGGACGGGAAGAGCUUCCAGAAGACUGGACCACUGCAGCCAAGGUGAUCAGAGAAGCAGGCAGGAGAGUACCUGGUGUAUCUUCUGGCAGGAAAGGAGAGAAGGAGACUUGGUGGUGGAACCUCACAGUACAGGAAAUCAUACAAGGAAAACGGUUAGCUAAGAAGAAGUGGGACACUGAGAGGACCGAGGAGAGGCGAAAGGAAUACAUAGAGAUGCGACACAGGGCAAAGGUAGAGGUGGCAAAGGCAAAACAAGAGGCAUAUGAUGACAUGUAUGGCAGGUUGGACACUAAAGAAGGAGAAAAGGAUCUAUACAGGCUGGCCAGACAGAGGGAUAGAGAUGGGAAGGAUGUGCAGCAGGUUAGGGUGAUUAAAGAUAGAGAUGGAAAUAUGUUGACUGGUGCCAGCAGUGUGCUAGGUAGAUGGAAAGAAUACUUCGAGGAGUUGAUGAAUGAGGAAAAUGAUAGAGAAGGGAGAUGUUUGCAGAUGACAUUGUGAUCUGCAGUGAAAGCAGGAAGCAGCUGGAGGAACAGUUAGAAAGAUGGAGGCAUGCACUGCAAAGAAGAGGAAUGAAGAUUAGCCGAAGUACAACAGAAUAUAUGUGCAUGAAUGAGAGGGGUGGUGGGGGAAGAAUGAGGCUACAGGGAGAAGAGAUGGCAAGGGUAGAGGACUUUAAAUACUUGGGGUCAACCGUCCAGAGCAAUGGUGAGUGUGGUCAGGAAGUGAAGAAACGGGUCCAAGCAGGUUGGAACGGGUGGAGGAAGGUGUCAGGUGUGUUAUGUGACAGAAGAGUCUCUGCUAGGAUGAAGGGCAAAGUUUAUAAAACAGUGGUGAGGCCAGCCAUGAUGUAUGGAUUAGAGACAGUGGCACUGAAGAGAAAACAGGAAGCAGAGCUGGAGGUGGCGGAAAUGAAGAUGUUGAGGUUCGCUCUCGGAUUGACCAGGUUGGAUAAAAUUAGAAAUGAGCUCAUCAGAGGGACAGCCAAGGUUUGAUGUUUUGGAGACAAAGUUAGAGAGAGCAGACUUCAAUGGUUUGGACACGUCCAGAGGAGAGAGAGUGAGUAUAUUGGUAGAAGGAUGAUGAGGAUGGAGCUGCCAGGCAAGAGAGCUAGAGGAAGACCAAAGAGAAGGUUGAUGGAUGUCGUGAGGGAAGACAUGAUGGCAGUUGGUGUUCGAGAGGAGGAUGCAGCAGAUAGGCUCUCAUUGAAAAGGAUGACGCGCUGUGGCGACCCCUAACGGGACAAGCCGAAAGGAAAAGAAGAAGAAGAAGUGUAAAACGACUCAGGACAGAUCAGCUCUUGUUUGAAGCCACCCACUUUUAAAGUGAGCAAAAGUAUUGGAACAUGUCACUGAUAGGUGUUUCUAGUUGCUCAGGUGUUGCCUUUUAGAUUGAUUGCUUAAACAUUAGAUAGUGCUUGUUUUUGGCUUUGGCUUCUACCUGUGAAAACUGCAUUUGCUGUUAAGCAAACAUGAAGACCAGAAAGCUGUCUAUGGGAGAAAAGCAAACCAUUUUGAAGCUGAGAGAAGAGGGAAAAUCAAUCAGAGCUAUUGUACAAACAUUGCCAAUACAAUUUGGAAUGUCCUGAAAAAGAAACUACUGGUGUACUGAGUAACAGACAUUGAAUAGGUCAGCCAAGGGUAUCAACAGCAGUUAAUGACGAACAUUGUGAGAGCUGUGAAGAAAUGCGCAAAGACAACAGUCAGUGACAUCACUGCCAACCUCCACAGGGCAGGGGUGAAGGUAUCAAAAUCCACUGUUCGAAUAAGAAAUAUACAGGCCAUAUCACAAGAUGCAAACCACUUAUCAGGAAAAUGAAUCGGAAGGCCACCUUGAAAGAAGUACAGAGAUGAGCCAUAAAAGUUUUGGAACAAGGUUUUAUGGACCGAUGAGACCAAGAUUAACCUCUACCAAAGUCAUGGAAAGGCCAAAGUAUGGAGGAAGAAAGGAUCUGUUUAUGAUCCAAAAUACACAAGCUCAUCUGUGAAGCAUGGUGGAGGUAAUCUCCUGGCUUGGGCUUGCAUGGCUGCUUCUGCAAUGGGCUCACAAGUCUUUAUUGAGGAUGUAACUCAAGAUGGUAGCAGCAGAAUGAAUUCUGAACUAAUCGGGAGAAGCUUCAUCAUGCAACAAGGCAGUGACCCAAAACACAAUGCGAACACAACAAAGGACUUCAUCAGGGGGGAAAAGUGGAAGGUCUUAGACUGCCCAAGUCAAUCACUGGACCUUAACCCAAUAGAAUGCAUUUUACCUCCUGAAGACGGUACUGAAGGGAGAAACCCCCAGAAACAAGCAAGAAUUGAAAGAGGCUGCAGUAAAGGCCUGAAAAAGCAUUUAAAAUGAAGAAUGCAACAGUCUGGUGAAGUCAAUGGGUCGCAGGCUUAACACAUACAUCUUGAUGUAAAUACCAUGAAAUAAAGGCUGGAAUUCUGAACUUUUGUCUUAUAGUCAUCUUUUGACCUGAAACCCAAAUGUCUUCAGUAUACAAUAAAAACAAAGGAAUUGACCUUGCCGUUCCAAUACCUUUGGAAGGGACUGUAUAUACAGUAGGUGCGGAAAGUAUUCAGACCCCCUUAAAUUUUUCACUCUUUAUUAUGUGAAAGAUGGCGCCUACCAGUGUGGUCGCCUCGGUAACGCGCUCUCUAGUAUUGUCUUUGUUUUUGUGUUUUUCGUCCGUCUUUGGAGACCUUACACGACUCACUUACACAAGGGGAGACCUGCUAACCAUCAAGGAGUCUACUCCGGACUUUCUGUCACCAACUUUCAAAUAUCCGCUCAGUUUUUUCCCCGAGUUACUCACCGGAGCGGCGUCCGCGGUUUUCGGCGCAUGGAGACGGAAGCGGCGCCACAGAGGGAAGCGAGCCGGCAUUCAGGUGAAACUCCGCAAGAGAGUACACAGAUUGGCGUUCCCGUCGAUCCACCUUGCGAAUGUACGCUCCCUACCCAACAAAAUGGACGAGCUUCAUCUUCUGUUAAAGACCAGGAAAGACUUUGGACGUUCCGCGGCCAUGUGCUUCACGGAGACCUGGCUUUGCGACGCUGUACCCGAUGGCGGCGUCAUGCUCCACGGCUUCAACAUUCAUCGAGCGGACCGCGACACGGAAUCAUCGGGGAAAACAAAGGGCGGCGGGAUAUGCCUCUAUAUCAACGAAAAAUGGUAUACGGACGUCACGGUGCUCAGCACACACUGCAGACCGCAUUUGGAGUCGCUAUUCUUAAACCAUUCUACUCGCCACAUUUGAAAAGGACAGUUUCACACCACACACCCACCCGGCCGCACCCGCGACCACAAUCACACCUGACGUCUGCGUUAACCAUCCAUGAACAGGAUGUGAGACGGAUCUUCAAACAACAAUAGAUU